Oryzias latipes (Japanese medaka) is the source of this 1564-nucleotide messenger RNA. RefSeq names its product transgelin 3b (gene tagln3b). Gene Ontology annotation, molecular function: actin filament binding. Lineage: Eukaryota; Metazoa; Chordata; Actinopteri; Beloniformes; Adrianichthyidae. The record is from RefSeq and is a predicted model, not a curated record. Gene Ontology annotation, biological process: actin filament organization. Gene Ontology annotation, cellular component: actin cytoskeleton.
GCUGCAUUUUAUGGAUGCCUCAGCAGGUCAGCAUCUCCAUCAGCCCUGCCCUGCUCAGCGGAAUUAACAGAAGGAUUGCGGCUGCGUCUCUCUCUGCCUUGGUCCAAUAAAUCCCACAUAAAGUGAGCCAAACUGUCGGGAGACCUAAUAUGGCAAACAGAGGGCCCAGCUACGGACUGAGCCGGGAGGUGCAGGAGAAGAUCGAGCAGAAAUAUGACCCCGACCUGGAGCAGAGGUUGGUGGACUGGAUAGUUUCUCAGUGUGGAGGAAACCUGGAGAAACCACAGCCAGGCAAGGAAAACUUCCAGAAAUGGCUGAUGGAUGGAACCAUUCUGUGUCGGCUCAUCAACAGCCUGUUUCCAAGAGGAAAAGAGCCAAUCAAAAAAAUUCCUGAGACCCAAAUGGCCUUCAAGCAAAUGGAAAAGAUCUCUCAGUUCCUGCAAGCUGCAGAAGCUUAUGGAGUCACAACUACUGACAUCUUUCAAACUGUGGACCUCUGGGAAGGGAAAGAUAUGGCAGCAGUGCAAAGGACACUGAUGGCUCUGGGGAGCCUGGCAGUCACAAAGGACGAUGGUCAUUACAAAGGUGACCGGGACUGGUUUCACAGGAAAGCCCAGGGAUAUCGACGAGAGUUCACUGAAGAACAGCUACGUCAGGGACAGAGUCUGAUCGGCCUUCAGAUGGGCAGUAACCGCGGUGCUUCCCAAUCUGGUAUGACAGGCUACGGCAUGCACCGCCAGAUCAUGUAGACACCAUAUAAUCUAGCAGGCCUCCCUGCUUCCAAACCUUAAUUCUCAAUUUAUACUACAACUGUUGUAGUCCCAGAUGUACUUGUAGCGCCUGCCAUGUUAACCUCAAUCUCCCUGAAAUGCUGCUCCCAACAGUUCUACCCACGUUUUAGAAAAUGAUGUCAACUGCUGUGAAUAUCUUGUUUCUUAUCUGCUUCUGUUAUGUGCUGUUCCCUGUUUACUUUGUGUAUUUUCUUCAUCCUAAUCCAGAUAUUUGUGUAGAUUUUGUUGUACUUUACACUUUCAAAGGCAUUUGGGAAAAUAAAUCCCCAAUAUUGUGCAAAUACCGUAGAGAUAUUGUAAACCAAGUUACAGCAUGGUGUAUGUAUUCUUAUUUAUAUGUACAUUUGCUUUUUUUGUUUUACACAGAAUGUUCCGGUGUGUAUAACUUUAGCCUCAAAUAAUGGAGCUCUGAUAGUGACUGUUUGCUUCUUUUUCUAAAGACUUGUUGCAGUAUUCUCUGUAACCAAAUCAAUCUCACUUUGUGCCUGGUUACACGAAGGAGGCGCAUUGAUGUCUUUUCCUCGUCUAAUAUAUAGCUGUCAUUCAUUCUGAGCCAUGCCCUUGUUUGUUCUGGUCACACAUUGUGAGAAAAAGAACUGGAAAAAGUGCAGUAACCAACAUGUACGACAAAAAAAGUUUGCAUUUUUAGUGCCAGGUUGACAAAAUGCUAUAAUGUGCACUCGUAUGUGUGUUAUGUUUAUAUUUUUUCAUUAUAUUUAUAUCUCAAUGCUUGUAAGAAGAAGUAUUGGAAGAAUAAAAAAAAUGAGAAUAUA